Molecule: messenger RNA, 1519 nt
Organism: Scophthalmus maximus (turbot)
Lineage: Eukaryota; Metazoa; Chordata; Actinopteri; Pleuronectiformes; Scophthalmidae
Product: MORN repeat-containing protein 3
Exons: 6
Coding region: 160-873 (237 amino acids)
Source: RefSeq, a predicted model, not a curated record
UGUUCGCGGUCGAGCCUGUUUUGUUGGUUUUAUUCCGUGUCUACAAGCAGCUGGAGGCGGAAUACAACACAGUCCUGGACACAUCGCCGUGAGAUGGCCCUGAAGAAAACCUGCUCUUAACUCAUUUAACUUGAUGAUACAUUCAGGCUCCCUCCAGCUAUGCCAUAUGUUAAAACAUCUCAAAUCAAACAGUCACUCUCAAAACCGGUGGAUGUUAAGUCACAAAAGCGUGCAGUGCGGCACACAGUUUUCUCAGUCAAUGGAAAUGAAUACACUGGAGAGUGGCAGGACAACAAGAAGCAUGGAAAGGGAACUCAGGUUUGGAAGAAGCCCGGUGCCAUUUAUCAAGGAGAGUGGCAAUUUGGAAAACCAGAUGGCUUUGGUACCUACAGCAUUCUGCUGCCAGAGACAAAGGAGUAUGAAAAGAAGUACAGUGGAAUGUGGAAAAAUGGAAAGAAGCAUGGUUCUGGCACAUACUUCUACAAUAACUCUGCAGUUUAUGAAGGGGAGUGGAGUGAGGGCAAUCGGAGUGGCUGGGGAAGAAUGUACUAUGAGAAUGGAGAUAUCUACGAGGGAGAAUGGAUGAGGGCUAAGAGUCAUGGGCAGGGCACCAUUCGAUUUGCAAAUGGAAACUGGUAUGAAGGCGCCUGGGAAGAAGGCAAGAAGAACGGUCAUGGAAAGCUCUACUAUUCUGACAAGGGUCAACUUUAUGAAGGCUUUUGGGUGGAUGGUUCUGCAAAAUGUGGAACCCUGUCUGACUUUGGGAGGGAUCAAGCACCAACACCGACAAAGUAUCCAAUUCCACAUAUACACCUGCUGGAUGUGGAGUUGGUUUUAAGGGAAGCCCAGUCAGCCCACUGUGAUUGGAAUUGAUGAGCAACAACAAGAGGAUUCACAACAACUUUCAACCCCACCACCACAUAUAUUGACAAAAAACAAGCACAGAAUCCUCUCCCACUUUACCAAGUGGGAGAAAUGAAGACAGUCGGAACAGUUGACAGUUUCAAAUACCUUGGACUAACACCAGACAACUUUGAACAGCACAGAAAGGACACACAAAAAAGGAGCGAUCAAAGGCUAUCUGUCAUCCGGACACUUAAAAAAACUCUAUGUAUCCCCCCAUCUUCUCCUACUGUUGUACACAAGUAUCAUCCAGCCCAUCCUGCUUUACUUCUAAAUGGAUCUCCAGCCACAUCUGAACUUCUACCUCCUCCAAUACAGACUGCUGACUCAGCUUUAUCAGCAGUUUGAAACAAGUUAGAAGAACCUUUGCUGAUGGAAAAGCACAACAGCACGCAUGUUGAAAGCAACAUACUAAUUCAGGAUAUAAGAGAUGAGUGGAGGGCUCUGUUUUAACAAAAUGAAGCAGAGGAGAGUGUAAUACCAACAAGUGUUCCACAGAAGUCAAAAUGUGAUUAUGCAGUAUGUGUAAUGAGUCAGAAUUUUUAAGAAUCAGGAGAAUAACUGAAAACUCACCAUCCAAUGGUUAUACAUCAUACGGUCAAUAAUCUAUUAAAAA